Molecule: messenger RNA, 1821 nt
Organism: Cylindrotheca closterium
Lineage: Eukaryota; Bacillariophyta; Bacillariophyceae; Bacillariales; Bacillariaceae
Source: the annotation of a GenBank genome assembly
AUGAACACAUCCCAGAGCGCAACGGAAAAUGCACUCACCCAGCAUGCUAUCCCAUUUAUCUACACCGGACAACCCCUAGCAGAAAUCCCGAAAGAUAUCACGCACCUUGAAAUCCAUCCCUCUGUAGAGGAAAUCCCUUCAUCUGCAUUUGAAGGUUGUACAUCCCUGCUACAAGUUCAGUGCCAUGAAGGCUUGCUGAAGAUUGGUUUCGAAUCAUUCCAAAGAUGCACAUCUCUGAAAUCAAUCUCUAUCUCUCCCACGGUAACAAGCAUCAUGUUCAAAGCAUUUGCUUGGUGUGAAUCUUUAGUGGAUAUCAACCUUCCAGAAGGCCUUUUAUUCAUUGGUGAGCAAGCCUUCUUUAUAUGCAAAUCUUUGGUCUCUAUUUCUAUACCAUCCACUGUGACCACGAUUGACGACCGGGCCUUUGAUAGUUGCGUUGGUUUGGUGGAAAUCAAAUUUCAAGACAGCUACAGAUCGCAGGGAGAAGCUGCUAUCACUCCAAAUAGGGUAACCCUUGGCUUUGCAGUUUUCCUUUAUUGCACGUCGCUUUCGAAUGUGAAACUGCGAGAAGGUCUGUUUUUGAUUCCGCGGCAAGCUUUUAGUCAGUGUGAAUCCCUACGAUCUCUAGACGUACCAACGACAGUGGAAACGAUUGAGGAAUGUGCUUUUGAAGGCUGCCGCUCGCUGGUUCAAAUUGGUUUUCAUGAAGGUCUAGUGAUGAUCGACGAAUGUGCGUUCAUGGAGUGUCCAGUGCUGAGAACAGUCUCCUUCCCUACAACUUUGACGAGAAUAGGAGCUGCGGCCUUUUCCGGAUGUGAAUCGCUGGUGGACGUGGAGUUUGCAGAAGGUCUAGAAUUUAUUGGGGGCGAGGCUUUCUUUGAAUGCGAAUUACUCUGCGCUGUAGCCCUUCCGAGAUCUCUUAGCUGCAUUGAGGAGGACGCAUUCAUCAGCUGCGAAAGUCUUCUCGGCGUCGAAUUUCCAAAUGGUAUCAAUGCAGAGGUUGCUGCUAGUUGCUUUCUCGGAUGUGCCAGUCUAGUGAAUGUGUCCAUUCCAUCUUCCAUGGAACGGGGCAUGGACGAUGACGUCUUUAGUGGAUGUCACUUGCUAAAACAAGACAGAGGUGACGAUGGUUUUCCAGAUGGAAUCAUGAAUAGGUUUUCAAAUCGUCCAGUGCACGAGACAUGCUACAAUGCAUCUACUGCAACCGUCGACGACUUGGCCCGAGAAUUAGAUUCUAGCAGUCUUCAAGAUGUCAAUGACACAUAUGGCAUGACACCUUUCCACAUUGCUGUAACCUCAGCGAAGCUGCGAUCGGAUUUCAUGAAGCUACUCCUCAACCGAUAUCCUUGGGCAAUUGCUUCAUGCAAAGAUAGACACGGCAGAACUAUGAUGGACUACCUAUUGAUGCAUAAAUCGACAAAAACCAUCCCAUUGAUCAAAGUGGUGUUGAACCAUUUACUUGCAGUAUGUACUGCUGGCUGGGUUUCAGAAAGCCAGAGACGCGGUUUGUCCAUGAUUGUAGACUCCAUAUGUGGUGAAGGAGCCAGUAAGACUAGACGAGACAGCGUCGAUGAAGUCAGCAAGUCUUUUACGUCCCAUUUGAAGGCGGAAAUCACAUCGAUUGUUGAGAUGGCUUUGUGGAAAGUGAAGAUGAUGCAAAUGGAGGAAGAGGAUCUUUCUGGAACAGCAGAUCGAAACUUUUGUCGAUACAAAUGCGGGGCAGAUAUUGUUAUUCCGAAUGUUACAAGAUAUAUUUGGGAUGACAGAUCUUCGUCGUCGUUUGCCGGCCUUUUGCUGAUAAAUUCGAGUGUUCAAGACUAA